Molecule: messenger RNA, 3173 nt
Organism: Olea europaea var. sylvestris
Lineage: Eukaryota; Viridiplantae; Streptophyta; Magnoliopsida; Lamiales; Oleaceae
Exons: 3
Coding region: 2472-3026 (184 amino acids)
Source: RefSeq, a predicted model, not a curated record
GGCAAUGAACCGAGAAAAUCAAUUCAUUCCUAAAUUUUUCCCAAAAUCAUAAUUGCCAUCAAGCAACUCCCUCAACAAUCCGGCCCCAAAAAUCUGAUUCUCCCACGUGACGAAAUUUGAUUCAUCGACUUGGCUCCCUCUGAUGACUACAAUCUAGCCCCAAAAUCUAUUUUACCCAUGUGACUCCCUCCGAGGACAAUCCGAGUAGCAUUCAACAAAAAAUCCAACUACUUCACCAAAGCCCGACUUUAUCCAUCUCCGAAUCAACAAAGAAUCAAGGAAAUCUAUGUACCUAUCAAGAUGGCAGACAAAGGUAAUCUCUUUCUUGUUUAUAAUGUAUACUUGAUGCGUCCCUGCAUUUUGCAACAAGUAAAUACGUAGAAAGGUUCUAGAUAUGGGAAAGCUGUUUCGAUUACCUGAGCAACAUGUGACAUUGCAAACAAUUAUAUGGUUGUAAUGAUGUUUUUCAAUAUGUUAGGGUGUGAUGUUUUGUUCUCUAUGAAGUGGAUUUUUUCAUGCUUAUAUCACUUGAAGGUUGUUGUUAAUCAAAAGUUGAAAUGAAAUUUAUGGUAAAAUAGAUGAUAUUAAGUUUAAUUUUAUUUCAUUAUGAACUGAAUUGUUCUAUUAGUUAUUGUUGUGUAAUACCUUUUUUGUUGCAAAAUUGUCAUAAGAAAAGAGCUUAUGGAAGAUGAGAAUCAUGCUUUGUUCAUGGAGUGAUAGGGAGAACGUUACGGAUGAUGUGAUCAUAGUAGAAAAUGAAAAAUUAUGAAGAGAUGUUUCGACUGUACCCAAGGUGGGUAUGAUGUUUAAUGGUUUAAAAGAGAUGUUGGACUUCUAUAAAAGAUAUGCAUAUAGCGUAGGUUUUCCAAUUAGGAAAAGGAAUUCAAAGAAGGGGGAUGAUGGAGCUCUGUAGUAUGUGACAUUGACAUGCGUCCGUGAAGGCUGAAGAAGUUAUGCUAUAAGUGGUUCGUUGAAAUUGCAACCAACAAGUCAAACAGAUUGUAAAGCAAGGAUAUCUGCAUCUUUGGAUAAUCUUGGAGUAUGGAAAAUUAAUAAAGUGUUCCUUGACAUCAAUCAUAAAAUAAUUCCUUCAAAGUUUAGGUUAUUUCAAUGCAAUUGAGAAUUAAGUAUAAGUAUAAAACGAAAUCUUGAAGUAAAUGAUAUAGCAAGAAUUUCGUUGCGCAAGAGUUAUAACUCCACAAUGGUAUAAGCGGGGGAAUAUGAAAAUAUGACAUGCAUGGAGAAGGAUUGUCGGAACUAUAUUGAAUAAAUGAGACGAUUACGUCUUGGAGAAGGAGAUGUUGUUGCAAUACAAUCCUAAUUUUCAGAUAUGCAAGCACGGUAUUCGGGAUUUUACUUCAGCAUAGAUGUAGACGAAGGGCCACGACUUAAGAACGUCUUUUGGACAGAUAAUAGGUGUAGGCAAUUGUAUAAAGAGUCUGCCGAUGUUGUCACAUUUGAUACUACGUAUCUCACUAAUAAGUACAACAUGUCUUUCACACUCUUUAUUGGCGUGAAUCAUCAUGGACGGUCAACACUACUUGGAUGUGGGUUGUCAUCAAACUAGGACAUAGAUACUUUUUUGUAGUUUUUCAGGACAUGGCUUGAGUGCAUAAAUGGUCAAGCUCCCCAGGGCAUAAUUAUUGAUCAAGACAGGGCUAUGCAAAAUACAAUUAAAAUCGUUUUUCCAAAUACAAGGCAUAGGUGCACUGUGGCACAUUUUGAAUAAAAUUGUAGAAGUUUGGAUAUCACGUUAAGAAGGGUUUGAUAUUCUCUACUAUACAAGGACCGGUGUAUGAUUCACAGAUUGUUGACAAAUUCGAACAAGGUUGGAGAGUUAUGCUUGAUACAUUUGAUUUCUGGGAUAAUGUUUGGUUGUCGGGAUUGUAUGAGAAUAGAACUUGUUGGUUCCUUACUUCUUGAAAACCUCUGGGUAAGUAUGUCUACAACACAAUGAAGUGAGAGCAUUAAUGCGCUCUUCGAUGGAUAUGUGCAUUCGAAAACCUCGUUCAGACAAUUUGUUGAACAGUAUGAAAGGACACUGAGAAAUAAGGUUGAGAAGGAGUUUCAGGCUGAUUUCAAAUCAUACGCUCACUGUUUCAAAGUUCAAGAUGAGUUCAUAGGGAAGGUUUAUUGUGACAUCAUAUCUGUUUUAGAGGAAAGUUUUAGGACGACGCAUGAGAAAAAACUGUAUUUUCUGUCUCAUUUCGAAGGGAAACAUGUGAAUUACUUGAAAUUGAAUUCUGUGCAGGCAUGAGAUCGUAGUCUUCAUCCUAAUGACACCACUUUAAGAUCUGAGAGGUACAUACUAUGGAGAUGGCAGAGAAAUAUCAGUAGAACACAUGCGAGGGUUGUUGUGCUAUGACAGGCUGGUUAGUACUCUUGGGCAAUUGAGAUACAAUGAUAUGUGUUGUGCUUUUUCAGAGGUGAUAGAUCUUGCUGCAGUUGAUGAAGGUUGAACCCAUUUAAUAAUGGAUUGGAUAAAUUUGAAAGCUAAAGAAUUGAGGGUGACGAAGUAUACACUUGAAAGCAAUUUGCUUUUACAUCAUCCUAUUCCAUUGUCUUCUCAAUCGAACGCUUCGCAAAAUAGUGGCAUCGUCAGUGUACUAGAUCCAACAACGUCAAAAAGAAAGGGUGCUCCAAGGAAACUUAGGAGGAAAAGCCCACUAGAGUUGAAAUCGAACAAAGUAAAGGCAACCUCAAAUGCAAGUAAAGGAAAAAGACUAAAAGCAAGGGCUACCAAUAUAGAAGUUGUUGCAUCAAUUGUCCAAACAGCUCAACGUCCACAAAGUUCAACGCCGACCAUUAUCAUAUUCACAGCUUCUCUUGGGGAUGGUGAUAGUUGUGACGUUUCGCAGUAUAUCCUGCAUUCCACUUUCAUCUAUCUAUCACCAACAAAUUUCAUUCUCAAUGGUCAACGUGAAGUCAUGUCAGCACACAUCAUAUUCUACGUUCCGCUUACACAACAGAUGCUUUAUUAUAGUCAACAUUUACGUGAUGAAGUGGCGCGGGAUAGUGAUUGUUGAUGGCCAUUUGCUUCAUUGUUCAUCCGUUGGAAGCUCCUUCUUUUUUUUUUUCUUUUUGCGUUUGUCUAGACGCUAAAACGGAUGCAUUUAGUAUAAACUGAAAUGGAUGCACGUUGUAUAAAUUUCGUACUCUAUUUUUUUGGGAUA